ACCACACCCCUGCCUUACCCAUUGGCGGGGUCUGUUUCCUCAACAGCCACACCUCAAUCCACAGCAAAUGCUCCGCGCCAUAACGUCCAUCCUAAGCCCACCCACGUCUCCCACAUCGCCAACCUUCCCCCGCCCGCCCAUCGAAAUCGAAAUGUCGACGCCCGUGCGCCCCGUCCUUGACAAGAAGCGGCACGUGGACUACUGGCGGCGCUGCCUGACCACGCCGCUGCCGUCCGACUACAUCCCGACGGACCUGAACCGCAUGACGCUCGGCUGCUUCAGCGUCGGCGCCAUCGACCUGCUGGGUGAGCUGCCGUUCCGCACGUCGCCUGAGGACCGCGCCUGCUGGGUCGAGUGGAUCUACCGCUGCCAGCUGCCGUCCGGCGGGUUCCGCGGCAGUCCGGCCACUGACCUCGGCCCGCUACGCACGGAGAGCAAUGCCGUCUGGGACCCCGCAAAUGUCAGCGCGAGCUUCUUUGCCGUCGCGACGCUCGUCAACCUCGGUGACAAUCUGGAAAGGGUUAAGAGGGCGGAGCUGUUGAGCUUGUUGCCUGAAAUGCAGAGGGACGAUGGAAGUUUUUGCGAGAGUAUUGUAGAUGAGCAGCAGGUCGGCGGCAGGGAUAUGCGGUUUCUUUAUAUGGCGGUUGCGCUGCGGUGGUUCUUGAGGGGGAAGGAGGGGGAGGGAUGUAGUGAUGUGGCGGAUAUCGAUGUGCAGAGGACGGUGGCAUAUAUUCAGAGGGCGCAAACGUAUGAUGGCGGGAUCUCGGAGAAGCCGUUCGGGGAGUCGCAUGCCGGGAUGACCUACUGUGCAGUUGCGGCACUGAGCCUGCUCGGACGGCUCGAUGAGUCUUCGAUACAGAUCGAUCCGCUCGUACGAUGGCUUGUGCACCGCCAGGUGCCGUUUGAGCGGAAGGACGAGAUGGAUCAAGACGACUGGCAGGACAUCCUCGACAGCGGUAGUGAGGAGGAGCAAGUGGAUGGUCGGAAGAUCGAGCUAGGGACGGACGGGAGACCGCUUUGGGGUGGGUUUCAUGGGCGGUGCAACAAGAAAGCGGAUACCUGCUACAGCUUCUGGAUUGGGGCCAGUUUGGAUAUGCUAAAGAAACUCUACUUGAUCGAUAUCAAUGCCAAUCGUAGGUUCUUGCUCGAGAAGACGAAACACAUAAUAGGCGGAUUCAUGAAAUUGCCUGAGCCUGAGGGUGUUCCGGACGUGUUGCAUUCGUUCUUGGGGUUGGCAGCAUUGGCACUUAUGAGAGAAGAAGGGGUAAAUCGUCUGGAAGCAACUCUGGCCAUCAGCCUGCAGGCGAAAGAGCGGCUCAUGGCGUUGGAUUGGUGGGCCGAGGGGCGGUUAUGAUAGGAGCAUCGUUCCUAUGAUAUCAAGUGUGGCUUUAAUAAUAGUGAUAUCCAGGUCUACAUAGUACA
Tricharina praecox is the source of this 1422-nucleotide messenger RNA. RefSeq names its product terpenoid cyclases/protein prenyltransferase alpha-alpha toroid. The transcript is spliced from 4 exons. Bases 68 to 1354 code for a protein of 428 amino acids. Gene Ontology annotation, molecular function: CAAX-protein geranylgeranyltransferase activity. Gene Ontology annotation, biological process: protein geranylgeranylation. The record is from RefSeq and is a predicted model, not a curated record. Gene Ontology annotation, cellular component: CAAX-protein geranylgeranyltransferase complex. Lineage: Eukaryota; Fungi; Ascomycota; Pezizomycetes; Pezizales; Pyronemataceae.